Messenger RNA from Protopterus annectens (West African lungfish), 828 nucleotides. RefSeq lists its product as uncharacterized. The record is from RefSeq and is a predicted model, not a curated record. Lineage: Eukaryota; Metazoa; Chordata; Ceratodontiformes; Protopteridae. The coding region runs from base 46 to 828 and encodes 260 amino acids. The transcript has 2 exons.
GGAAAUAAUAAACAGCAGCUGCUUAAAGGUGGCGAUGAGAGCUACAUGAGAAAGGGAGUUGGAAAUAAUAAACAGCAGCUGCUUAAAGGUGGCGAUGAGAGCUACAUGAGAAAGGGAGUUGGAAAUAAUAAACAGCAGCUGCUUAAAGGUGGCGAUGAGAGCUACAUGAGAAAGGGAGUUGGAAAUAAUAAACAGCAGCUGCUUAAAGGUGGCGAUGAGAGCUACAUGAGAAAGGGAGUUGGAAAUAAUAAACAGCAGCUGCUUAAAGGUGGCGAUGAGAGCUACAUGAGAAAGGGAGUUGGAAAUAAUAAACAGCAGCUGCUUAAAGGUGGCGAUGAGAGCUACAUGAGAAAGGGAGUUGGAAAUAAUAAACAGCAGCUGCUUAAAGGUGGCGAUGAGAGCUACAUGAGAAAGGGAGUUGGAAAUAAUAAACAGCAGCUGCUUAAAGGUGGCGAUGAGAGCUACAUGAGAAAGGGAGUUGGAAAUAAUAAACAGCAGCUGCUUAAAGGUGGCGAUGAGAGCUACAUGAGAAAGGGAGUUGGAAAUAAUAAACAGCAGCUGCUUAAAGGUGGCGAUGAGAGCUACAUGAGAAAGGGAGUUGGAAAUAAUAAACAGCAGCUGCUUAAAGGUGGCGAUGAGAGCUACAUGAGAAAGGGAGUUGGAAAUAAUAAACAGCAGCUGCUUAAAGGUGGCGAUGAGAGCUACAUGAGAAAGGGAGUUGGAAAUAAUAAACAGCAGCUGCUUAAAGGUGGCGAUGAGAGCUACAUGAGAAAGGGAGUUGGAAAUAAUAAACAGCAGCUGCUUAAAGGUGGCGAUAGAGCUACAUGA